Durio zibethinus is the source of this 1583-nucleotide messenger RNA. Its product is annotated as epoxide hydrolase 3-like. Lineage: Eukaryota; Viridiplantae; Streptophyta; Magnoliopsida; Malvales; Malvaceae. The record is from RefSeq and is a predicted model, not a curated record. Gene Ontology annotation, molecular function: catalytic activity.
GCUUCAGCUUUGCCUAUUCCUAUGUAAUGCGGGUAGAAAGUCCACAUAAAAAAUAACAAGCAAAACCCGAAAUCGAAAACUCUUCUAAGAAAAGUUGUUUGAAAAAAGACAAAACUCCACCUUCAAAGCCAAAGCUGAAGCUGUAUCCCACUCGGGACAAGGCCUAACUGUGGGAACUCUCGCUACAGAGUACAAGCAUUUAGCAACAAAAGCUACAGAGAAAAAUUGUCUGAAACCGAACAUGGAGAAGAUAGAGCACACCGUGGUGACCACCAACGGCAUAAAAAUGCACGUGGCAUCGGUUGGUUCAGGUCCGGUAAUUCUUUUCCUGCACGGCUUUCCCGAGCUUUGGUACUCCUGGAGGCACCAGCUUCUUUCCCUGUCAUCCCUCGGGUACCGUUGCGUGGCUCCCGAUCUUCGUGGGUUCGGUGAUACCGACGCGCCUCCCUCGGCGACUUCAUACACUGUUUUCCACAUCGUGGAGGAUCUCGUUGGCCUUCUCGACGCGCUUGGUGUUGACCAGGUGUUUUUGGUGGGGCAUGAUUGGGGUGCGGUUAUCGCUUGGUAUUUUUCCCAGUUCAAGCCUGAUAGAGUCAAGGCUUUGGUCAACAUGAGCGUGGCGUAUCCGCCUAGGCACCCCACGGAAAAGCCCGUGGAACAACUCAGGGCUUUGUUUGGUGACGAUUAUUAUGUUUGCAGGUUUCAGGAACCUGGGGAGAUUGAAGAAGACAUUGCUCAGAUGGAUACUGCAAAAGUUAUGAAGAUAUUUCUUACAUCUCGCAAUCCACGUCCACCUUGUAUUCCUAAAGAAACAGGUCUCAGAGGUUUCCCUGAUCCUCCAGCGUUGCCUUCUUGGCUUUCAGAAGAAGACAUCAAUUACUAUGCUAGCAAAUUUAAUCAAAAAGGAUUCACCGGAGGACUGAACUAUUACCGAGCUUUGAAUCUAAGCUGGGAACUGAUGGCACCAUGGACUGGAUUACAAAUCAAAGUGCCAGUUAAAUUCAUCGUGGGCGACCAGGACAUUACCUACAUCCCUGGUGUCAGGGAAUAUAUACACGAGGGUGGAUUCAAGAAACAUGUGCCUUUCUUGCAGGAAGUAGUUGUCAUGGAAGAAGUAGCCCACUUUCUAAACCAAGAAAAGCCCGAGGAGAUUAGCAUGCACAUUUAUGACUUCAUUAAGAAAUUCUGAUUCUCAUCUCCUAUGGUACCUGACCUCCCUUGACGUUCAGAUUCUACAAUAAAGUGUUAAGACGUUGCAAUGGACCUGCUUAGCUGUUUUUGAUGCUUUCCUUUUUUUCUUCCAACUAGUGGAAUAAGUGUUGGUGCAGUGCCUUAUAUACGCUUAUGGAACUCAAAGUUGGUUCUGAUUACAUAUAAGAUACUAUGGAGAAUAAAGAGGCUGUGAUAAAGGUCUUGCUAAGAAGUCAAGGCUAGUCGGUCACUUUUAAGCGUUCAGUUCAUUUGUCUAUCGAACUGAAGCUUUAUAAUAAUCUUCAUCAAGCAACUUAUUUUCAAUCGAGAUAUUCCAUUUAACAUUACAAAGUAAAAUAUGAAUGAAAUUAACAAUUUACUACUAUCUUCAA